Messenger RNA from Salvelinus sp. IW2-2015, 1032 nucleotides. The record is from RefSeq and is a predicted model, not a curated record. NCBI's taxonomy places the organism in Eukaryota, Metazoa, Chordata, Actinopteri, Salmoniformes, Salmonidae.
UCCCCCCCACUCUCUCUCCUUAAGGAGCUGUCAUGUCUUGAGUGCUGUCUCACAGAUCAGUUUACAUGGCAAUGCACACAUUUUACUGGCUUCACACACAGAUCUCCCAGAUAUUCUAUGUGUAUCUGCUCUAAGACAGAAGACACAACACAGGACUCAAACUAACUGCAAAACUAUUCAUCAACACUGUGGUAAGAAAGCUGCUGACUAAACCAGGGUGAGUUUUGAAAUUGAAAGUAACCUCCUCACUCCAAAUGCCAUUAGGGAGUGAGAAAAUGGCCUCCCAGGCGUCUGUCGUAGAGAAGGAUCUCUCCUGUCCUGUGUGCUCUGAAACCCUCAAGGAACCUGUUCUCCUGUCCUGUGGCCAUAGCUGCUGUAUAGCCUGUCUGGAGUCAUACUGGAAACAGAUGGAAUCAUGGGAAUGUCCAGUGUGCAGCAUAAAAUGCUAUAAGGAUUCGAUGGAUCUUGCUCUGAAGAACCUGUGUAUGCCGGGUGAGAAAGUUUCAGUUAAAAAACAUGUCUGCAGUCUGCACAGCAAGCUACUCACACUGUUCUGUCUGGAGCAUGAAGAGCCUAUCUGUUCGGUGUGUGAGGGUUCAAGUAAACAUAAAACACAUGAGUGUAUCCCAGUAGAUGAGGCUGCUCUGGAUCGCAAGGAAGAGCUCUUAGAGACAGGCCUGAAGCCCUUAGAGGAGCAGCUGGAGGGAUUUAAAGAAGUUAAACAAAGCUUUGAAGAAACAGCAGAGCUUAUUAAGAGCCAGGCCCAGAAGACAGAAAAUCAGAUUCAGGAGGACUUUGAGAAACUUCACCAGUUUCUACGAUAUGAAGAGGCAGCCAGGAUGGCUGUCCUGAGGGAGGAAGAGGAGGAGAAGAGUCGGAGGAUGAAGAAGAUGAUUGACGAUAUGAACAGAGAGAUAGCAGCCAUUAGACACAACGAGAGCCAUAAAGAAGGACCUGGUAUCUGAUGACAUCUCAUUCCUGCAGGUAAGGACCAAUAUCUCUGUGGUGUCUAGAGGUUAUUUGGGAUUAGAU